Molecule: messenger RNA, 969 nt
Organism: Mesorhabditis belari
Lineage: Eukaryota; Metazoa; Nematoda; Chromadorea; Rhabditida; Rhabditidae
Source: the annotation of a GenBank genome assembly
AUGCGUUCAAUAAAGAUCAACUCAGUGGGCAUCAAUGCUGAUCAGGAUAUUUUCUCAGUAGCCACCGAUUCGGGAAUUCGCUUAUUCAAUGUGAAUCCACUGGCAUUGCUUUCAAGUGUUAGUAAGGACCUCGUCGGAUCAGUCGGUUUCUGCACGAUUCUCCACCGCUCAAAUCUCAUCAUUUUCUCGGGGGCACCUGGCUCGAAAUUCCCCUCAAAUACAGUCUUCGUCUGGGAUGAUAAAGCAAAGGAAUUGGUGUUGGAGAUUGCAGUCCCCGGCGGUGCCAUUCUCAACAUUUUAGCCUCAUACACCCAUUUGAUCGUCGUGCAAGCAAGAAAACUACACAUUUUCCAGUUCCCCAAUCCGUGCAAACUUUUGCGAUCAGAGGAGGUUGGAUUGAGUCAAAAAACGAUUUGCGCUUUGAGUGCCGAUGUCACUUUCCCUUGUUUGGCCUUUUCAGGAUUCAAGAAUGAAAUCGCUCAUAUGGCAAUGAAUAAGCAGGGAAUGUUGCUAGCCACUGGAUCGAUUAAAGGAACUGUGAUUCGAAUUUUCGACACAAGAACUUGCGCGCCAAUGUGGGAGUUUCGUCGAGGCACUGAUCCAGCUGGAUUGCACUGUAUUCAGUUUUCCCCUUGUUCAACUUUCUUAGCCGUUUCGUCAGACAAAGGAACGAUUCAUAUUUUCUCUUGUCGUGACUCAAAGAGUAAUGUUGGCUCGACAAAGAAGAAUUUGCUUCAACAAUUCAUGCCAUCGGAGCAGCGCAGUAUCGCUCAAAUCAGUCUCGAGCCUCGUGUUCUCACAUUGGCAUUUGUGCCUGGUUCAUCAACAAGAAUCCAAUCAAUCGUUGCUCUCUGUGCUGGUGGCACAUAUCAUCGCUUCUCAUUCGGCUUAGAUGGUCACACAAAUCGUGAGGGUUUCGAUUAUUUCAUGCAAUUGGGUGACGAGGAAGAGUUUUGGACGCAACCAUUA